Messenger RNA from Kuraishia capsulata CBS 1993, 1212 nucleotides. RefSeq lists its product as uncharacterized. The record is from RefSeq and is a predicted model, not a curated record. Gene Ontology annotation, molecular function: aminomethyltransferase activity; protein binding. Gene Ontology annotation, biological process: glycine catabolic process. Gene Ontology annotation, cellular component: mitochondrion. Bases 1 to 1212 code for a protein of 403 amino acids. The transcript has a single exon. NCBI's taxonomy places the organism in Eukaryota, Fungi, Ascomycota, Pichiomycetes, Pichiales, Pichiaceae.
AUGAUCGCAUUCAGGGGUUCACUACACAAGAACACGGUUGCGCGUUUCUACUCUACAGCCAGCAAGGCAGACCUUAUCAAGACCCCACUCUACGACUUGCACGUAGACUACGGGGCAACGAUCGUACCAUAUGCUGGCUUUGCUAUGCCCGUUCUCUACAAGGGUCAAUCACACAUAGAAUCUCACAAGUGGACAAGAACAAAUGCUGGUUUGUUCGACGUAUCUCAUAUGCUCCAGCACAAAGUCUCGGGUCCAGGAGCUACAGACUUCUUGCAGAAGAUUACCCCAUCCGAUCUGUACUCUCUGCCGCCCAUGACGGGAACUCUGAGUUGUCUUUUGAAUGAUAACGGUGGUAUUGUGGAUGACUGUAUAAUUAACAAACAUGGUGAUGACAGUUUCUACAUCGUUACCAAUGCUGGUUGUCGUGCUGGAGACCUUGCCUUCAUUGAGAAGGAGUUGAGUUCUGGUGCAUUUGACUCUGUUUCCCAUUCAACCUUCGAAGGAGCUCUUCUUGCUCUACAGGGUCCAAAAGCUGCUCAGGUACUUCAAAAGUUUACUGAUUAUGAUCUCUCGAGUCUGUAUUUCGGCACGAGUGACUUUGUUGCGUUGAAGGGGUUCCUCCCAGACAAGGUGCACGUUUCCAGAGCUGGGUACACCGGAGAGGAUGGUUUCGAAAUCUCCAUUCCUGUUGAUGACGCUGCAAGAGAGUUUGCAAGUGCUCUCCUGGAGCUUUCAGAUGUGGUCAAGCCAAUUGGUUUGGCUGCUCGUGAUUCGUUGAGGCUGGAGGCUGGUAUGUGUCUCUAUGGCCAUGAAAUGAAUGAAGCUACCACUCCCAUUGAGUCUUCUCUGAACUGGCUGGUUGGAAAGUCUCGCCGUUCAGAUGUGAACGGUUUUAAUGGAGCAAAAAAGAUCCUGAGUCAACUCGAAAAUCCAAAGAGUGUCACUUUUAAGAGAGUUGGAAUCACUUCCAAGGGUCCAUCUCCAAGAGAGGGAAACUCAGUGUUCUCUUUCGAAGACCCUGAAAAGAGAGUGGGUGUUAUCGCUUCUGGCUCUCCUAGUCCUACGCUCGGUGGAAAUGUUGGUCAGGCACUUCUUGACAAACCAUUCAACAAAAUUGGAACCAAGAUCCUGAUUGAGAUUAGAGGCAAAAAGAGGGAAGCUGUUGUCAGCAAGAUGCCAUUCGUUGAGGUAAAGUAUCACAGACCUUCGUAA